UCAGCUUGACUUUAGUCUCGACUUGUCCGUCUAUAUAAGCGCACGUCAGCAUGAAGUACUUGCGGCUCUUUCUCGUUCUAUUGUUAGUCUGGUUAGCCAGUGCCCAAAACUUUUUAGGCGAUUUGCCAACGAUCCCGAACGUGUGCCACCUGCAGGGCGACUGGUGCUCCACCAGGUGCCAGAUAGCAGGCGGACGGGAUGGCAUUUGCAAUCCGGCUGGACUCUGCACUUGCCAUCCCUUGUGAUUGUGCCACAUCGAAAUAAAUGAUGCCGGGAUC
Molecule: messenger RNA, 278 nt
Organism: Drosophila obscura
Lineage: Eukaryota; Metazoa; Arthropoda; Insecta; Diptera; Drosophilidae
Exons: 2
Coding region: 51-245 (64 amino acids)
Source: RefSeq, a predicted model, not a curated record